Messenger RNA from Mesocricetus auratus (golden hamster), 904 nucleotides. It is a transcript of the gene Nudt2, whose product is annotated as nudix hydrolase 2. NCBI's taxonomy places the organism in Eukaryota, Metazoa, Chordata, Mammalia, Rodentia, Cricetidae. Gene Ontology annotation, molecular function: bis(5'-nucleosyl)-tetraphosphatase (asymmetrical) activity. The record is from RefSeq and is a predicted model, not a curated record. The transcript has 3 exons. Gene Ontology annotation, biological process: AMP biosynthetic process; ATP biosynthetic process. The coding region runs from base 130 to 573 and encodes 147 amino acids.
UCAGGGGCGGGUCGAAGAGCCUGAUGCCCAAUUGUGUGGCUCGCCCGAAGUCGAGCCGGGCUCUUCUGAUUGGCUGGCGCGCUUUCUCCAUUCAAGGACCGCCUCCCACCUCCGUGCUGCGGACACAUCAUGGCCCUGAGAGCGUGUGGCUUGAUCAUCUUCCGAAGACACCUUAUUCCCAAGGUGGACAACAGUACAAUUGAAUUUCUGCUGCUGCAGGCAUCAAAUGGCAUUCAUCACUGGACUCCUCCCAAAGGCCAUGUGGACCCUGGAGAGACUGACUUGGAAACAGCCCUUCGAGAGACUCAGGAGGAAACAGGCAUAGAAGCAAGCCAACUGACCAUCAUCGAGGGCUUCAGAAAGGAGCUCAACUAUGUGGCCUGGGAGAAGCCUAAAACAGUCAUUUACUGGCUGGCAGAGGUGAAAGACUACAAUGUAGAGAUCUGCCUCUCCCAGGAGCAUCAAGCCUACCGCUGGCUAGGGCUGGAAGACGCCUGCCAGUUGGCUCAGUUCAAUGAGAUGAAGGCAACGCUCCAAGAAGGACACCAGUUCCUCUGCUCCACACCGGUGUGAGCUGACCAGAGCACAUGCUGCCAUUGCAUCCUUGAGGGUCUUCUGAGAUGAACCCACCUCCCAUCCAGGGGAGGAUGUGCUGUCUUUGGUUGCUACAGCCCAGAGCAGAUAGGUUGGUGAAAUUAAAAUUAGUUCAACACUCUCAGGUGAGAGCGAAGAAGCCCUGGAUUCAAUCCCUAGCAUAGAAAAUAAUUACUUUUAAAAUAAGAGUAAGCAAGAAUUUUAGCUAAGUUAAAAAGCAAAGGAGGGGUAAAAUUUUUAAAAUGCCAGCCCCAGUAACUGUAUCCUUGUAUUUGAUAAAUAAACUUCAAACAGCUUACAUGCCUUUUAA